Messenger RNA from Penicillium samsonianum, 996 nucleotides. RefSeq lists its product as uncharacterized. The transcript is spliced from 3 exons. The record is from RefSeq and is a predicted model, not a curated record. NCBI's taxonomy places the organism in Eukaryota, Fungi, Ascomycota, Eurotiomycetes, Eurotiales, Aspergillaceae. Bases 1 to 996 code for a protein of 331 amino acids.
AUGGAGUAUGCCGGGACUCAGCUCUCUUGGCCCCAGAGCGAAGCGAGACAGGCCGUCGACGAUCGUGACGCGGAAGCCGAGGCUGAGGCCAACAAGCAGCGCAGGAAAGUCCAGAACCGGCAGAAUCAAAGAGCACACCGACUACGGCUCAAGGGCAGAGACUCGGGGAAUGUUCAGGAGUCGCGCCCAUUCCGGGUCAGGCGCUGGCGCCUCGACGAGCCCGACCAUAUUCCUUCCCAAGGAAUCUCGCUAGCAUCAGAGCGCGCAACAACCACGUCCUUCUCCCUUCUCCCGCCUCACACCCCCCCCCUAAAUUUGGACCCCCAGCCCUUUACUUUUCCCUUGUCCUCGGACCACCUCCUCCAUCUCAUUCAGUAUAACGUCUUCCGCGCCUUAAUCUCUAAUAUGCGUACCCUCAACACCCUACCCGCCCACUCGACCAUCUGCACCAUGGCCUCGCCCUGCCGUGACGACACGGCCCUCUACCCCCUCGAGCGCGACAUCCCUCCCUCCCUCAUCCCGACCGCCCUCCAGCAAACUCGCUACCACUCUACCUGGAUUAACGUCAUCCCCUUUCCGCGCGUCCGCGACAACCUUAUCAGAUACGACGGCCGCUUCGACUCCUGGGAGCUGAUGCAGGACCUCGUCGGUGAACUAUUGAACUCGACGCCAGCCUCGCGACGACGGGACGCGCCCGUUUCUGCCAACAUUCCCGAGACUCAACGGCCCCUGACCCUUUCAUCCGGAAGUGAUCCGGAUGAAGUGACCACCGGGCGUAAGGGGCUCAUUGUCUGGGGCGAGCCGCACGAGAUGAAGAGUUGGGAGGCCACGCCCGGUUUUCUCGCGAAAUGGGCAUGGGUUGCCGAGGGCUGCGAUGAGUUGGUGGAAAUAAGCAACCACUGGAGGAUGAAAAGGGGAGAGGAACCUAUGCGACUCGCGAUGUCGAGGAGCUAUCCGCCACCACCGCUCUCGCACGCAGCGUCAAGUGGAGGAUAG